GGAGUUGUGGAUGUUGGCAUAAAUUGAUAGGGUCAGAGUCUCAGAGACAAAGAAAGAAGAUACCAAAGAGUUGAGAGGUGAAGUUGAACCCCAGAUCGAUCGCAUCAUCCUUAUUCCCAAAUCAUGGAUCCCCGUUGCCCUUGCCUGCUGCUCUUAAUCUUUUCUAUACUCUGUCUUCAAUCCAUGGCUGAUGAUGCUUCCUCUCUGCUUUUUAUCGAUAGCCCUUCGCAUCGUUAUCUUCAUUCUCAUCAUACUGCUCAGACUAAUCCAAUGUCAGCCACGGAAGUUGGUGCUGCAGUGUCAGUCUUGCUUGGUCUGGCACCACCACCUAUGCUUUCAACUGCUAGUUCAUCUAAGUUGAAUGGCCUCCUGUUGCCUAAUCCCUUUGAUAGGCCACGUCAUGUUUUUAUGCUUGAAAUUGGGCUUGCUCAAGACUCUCAAGAAGUGGUUUAUCCGAACAAUGCUCUGUUUAGCAGUGCCAUCAGGACCCAGGUGGUUAGGAAUGUUGCUAGUGUUGAAGUUGAACUUCCAGAUAGAAGAGUUGCUUUUUUCUCAUUGGAUGGACCGGAUUAUGAUUCUUACGCAGCUAUAACUGACAAAGAACUAAGUGAUUUUGCAUUUAGUUUUGGUGGCUCCUAUGUGUCAGAUAAAUUGGAACCCCUAAAUGGAGAAUUGAUCCUAAACUUGCCUAGUGGGUUUAAAAUGAGUCUUCAAAUGUCAAAGCUAGCUGAUAGGAAAUUUGCCUUUGGUUUGAUCUACCUAAUUGACAACAUUAAGAGGGUUACAUCAAUGACAAAAGAUUUGUCUCAAAGUACUUUGAAUUAUGCUGAACUAGUGGGAGGAUAUUUUGAGGGCAUUAAGGCUCUGCAAGAAGAGUAUGGGUCCAAAGACCUUACACAGCAAGGCAUGGAUUUGCUGCUCUCAACAGUGUCCAGAGCUAUUGACAGUUUACAAGAUAGACAUGAAGGUGAAAUUGUUGCAGUCAUCCUUUUCAGCAAGACACAGUCUUCUCUACCACAAAAGAUGGUCGAUGUUACGUAUGGUUCAAGACCUUCCCUACGACUGCUGGAGGAAGUGAAAACUUCGUCCAAUAUAACUGCUGCUGCAGAAGUCGCACUGGUUAGACUUACACUUGCAUGGAUCACUGGAGUUGUUCUCCUCAUUGCAACCUUAAUUGGGGUGUAUCAUCUCAUCAAUAUGCCACUUACAAGAGACACGCUCCUGUAUUCUAAUGUGAAACUUGACUGAAGUUGGCUAUUAAUUGUAUAUUUGCCAUGCUUGAGGAUGUUAAAGGCCUGUGUCUGGAGGUGUAUGUUUAAUUUCCUGUAAAGAUGAGCAGUUUCUGGCGUAAUUGCAUAAAAAUAAUACUAUUAGCUUGUGAUGCCCGUGAGGAGGAGUUGCUUACAUGAAAGGAGUUGUGACUGUGAAUAGGGGCAUGCAUAGCUGGGACAUUGCUGUUGUAAUGUGAAUUUUCAGUACACCAGUUGGUUUUAGCUUUAUUUUCUGUUUCAGUCUCAAAGAAAACGCAGUACGCGUUGGAAGAUUUAAUUCGCCCUGCAUUGGGGAUUUUGAUGAAAUUACCUCUUUAAUUUGAUAGUUUUUGUCCAAUAUAUAUAUUAUGUUGACUGCCUCAGUGUGGAGUCUGAAUAAGAUUGAAGAAGACUAUUGUAUAUUGUAUUUGUUUACAAUCAAGCUUCAAUCUCUAUCAUAUUUAUUGUAAUUUUUAUUCGACAAAAAAAAAAAAAAAAAAAAAAA
Molecule: messenger RNA, 1755 nt
Organism: Chenopodium quinoa (quinoa)
Lineage: Eukaryota; Viridiplantae; Streptophyta; Magnoliopsida; Caryophyllales; Amaranthaceae
Exons: 12
Coding region: 124-1248 (374 amino acids)
Cellular component (GO): endomembrane system
Source: RefSeq, a predicted model, not a curated record